This is a messenger RNA of Eimeria necatrix, 879 nucleotides long. RefSeq lists its product as hypothetical. The coding region runs from base 1 to 879 and encodes 292 amino acids. NCBI's taxonomy places the organism in Eukaryota, Apicomplexa, Conoidasida, Eucoccidiorida, Eimeriidae. The record is from RefSeq and is a predicted model, not a curated record. The transcript is spliced from 2 exons.
AUGGCUCGGGGUACAGAUUCACACCGUAUCUCUGUUCCUUAUACGAGCAGAGAACACUCCAAUUUUCUUCCUGUGCUAUUGGAGCAUUUGGAAAGCACAGAGUCGGCCCAUGAAGUGCCCACUAGAGUCACGCGGCCAGCUUGUGCUGCUCCUAACAGAAACAAAGUGGUAGUACUUUGCAUGCUAGGAGUUGUGGCCCUGACAGUGAGCUUUUUCCGCAUCUGCUACGAGUGGAGAGGGCGUAAGGAUGUGCGGCGUCUGUCAAGUAAGUUUCCUGUGGGCGAAAGCGAUCCAGAAUUAUCGAACAUCCUGGAUAUGUGCCUGGAUAUGGAAGAGGCCAAUCAAAACGUUUCCCCAACACCGGAGCCAGUGCCGCAGACGCAGCCAAUUGGCGACGAGCCUUCACGAUCGACAUUGCAGCACCAGCACAGCCAGCACUCACUACCAAAUGACUCAAUGCCAGAAGACGAGUAUUUUAUUCCCCAAACUCCCACAAGUUUUCUUCAGCUCCUUAAGGAACCGCUAGAAAAUUCUGUCUCGGGGUAUUUUCGUUCCAAAGAGACGCCUGCUGAGGAAUACCCAGCGAGAAGUACUCCUGAAGGCCUUUCACCCAUUCGCCUCCAGGCGAAGUCCAAAGUUGUGGAAGUUCAGGUCCACUUGUCCGUGGAAUCUACUCAACCACCCAGGAGCGAUCUCCGUUUCCAUCGACUCGACCUGGCUCAGGCCAUGCGCACCAAGCCACCCAUUCGCCUCCAGGCGAAGUCCAAAGUUAUGCAAGUUCAGGUCCACUUGCCCGUGGAAUCUACUGUUGGUGGGUCCUCGUUAGAGGCAAAGGUAGCUGAGCUGGACCGAGUCCGGUACGCGUGGUUCGGUAGGUAA